CUCUAUCAUCCAGUAGAAGUGAUUGGCGCACAGACGGACCUAUAAAUAGAAGCAUCCCGCCUAAGCUCCUCCGCACUUUUAGCGGCUUAUCAACCGAGACAUAACUCAUUCCCUGAUUAGUAUGAUUGAUUGACUGGAGCAAGGAUGCAUACCUCAAAAUAGACCACGGUUGUACAUCUUAUCCAAAGGUGCUAGGUAAAUCGAGGUGAAAGACUCUGCAUGCCGCCGCUAGUCUGGAGUCAUAUGAUUGUCCAUUUCAUCUAAUAAUGUAGCAUUGGCGCAAGACUAACGCGACCCCUAAUUCUUCGAGUACAUAACCUCACCCCAUCGGUCCAAGCUCUAUUGCGCCGUGUUUUGUGUUGGACGAGGAAAUAACUAGCUAAUAGUACUCGCUUCUAUAUGGGAAAUUCAUAGCGCAGUCCUUCACUUCAAUAGAGCAUCCCAUCACAGUUAUCCUCUACACAAUAUCACAAACAUAAAUAUCCCGCCUCAACCUUCCCUCAGUGACAGCAUAUGCAAAAUUAACCACAGAUUAUCCAAAAUGCCUUCUAAAUCCAAAUCCAAGUCUCCCUACAAGUUCUCCUACACAGACGCAAUCCAAGGCAAAGAACUUUAUAAUUACUUCGGUAAUCGGGUUCUCGAGUCAAGAGCAUCUGGUGGCCGAGUUGUCGCAGUCAAAGUCAAGCCAGUUCGUGGUUUCGCACGAUCCGAGGCCAACAUGAUGCAUUAUGCUUCACAGCAACCUGGAAUCUUAGCACCACAGGUUCUAGGCUGCUACGAUGUUGAUCCCGGAAUCACCGUGACCGUGUCAGAUCUCAUCGAGGGCCAGUCACUAGACAACGUCUGGCAUACCAUGACUAAGGCCGAACGAAAGUCCAUAAAAGAACAGCUCAAGGAGCAACUACGUCUCUUCCGGCAGUGCACACAACCGUACAUUGGUCGUAUAUUCCGAGAGGAGACGCGAAACUUCUAUGACCGCAUCCACUUUCAUUUCAUGGGGCCUUUUGCGUCCGAAGAGGAGUUCGAUAGUUGGUGUCUUGAGAGGGUGAAAUCACCCACUGCGAAGAAGAUAUGGGCACGGCUUCUGCCUGGGAUGCGUGGAACUGGAGAACAGAAGUUUGUGCUGACGCAUGGAGACUUGGCUGCGCGGAAUAUCAUGGUGAAAGAUGGCAAGAUCACUGGAAUAGUAGAUUGGGAGUAUAGUGGGUUCUUCCCCGAGUACAUGGAGUAUGCAAUGGCGACUGUGAUUCAUGAUUGUCAGGAAGAUUGGUGGAAGCCGCAUCUGAAGGAGAUUCUGGAGCCUUGUGGGUAUAAGAGGGCGAAGUUUACAGCUGCAAUCAAGUGGAGAGGGUGGUGAAGUUCGGAUGGGGCUGACCCAAG
Aspergillus pseudotamarii is the source of this 1380-nucleotide messenger RNA. RefSeq names its product kinase-like domain-containing protein. Bases 542 to 1357 code for a protein of 271 amino acids. The transcript has a single exon. The record is from RefSeq and is a predicted model, not a curated record. Gene Ontology annotation, biological process: protein phosphorylation. NCBI's taxonomy places the organism in Eukaryota, Fungi, Ascomycota, Eurotiomycetes, Eurotiales, Aspergillaceae. Gene Ontology annotation, molecular function: protein kinase activity.